UGAACAGAUUCAGAGCAGCAGCCUACGAGAGGCACUGUUCUAUUCCAGCAGCCUUUCUGCUAAAGGAAGUAAUGUGAUUUGAAGAUGCCAACCCCUUGGCAAAUAUGCUGCAAUAAAAUGUCCAGAACUGAGAAUGCAAGAGCUGAAAUGGACAAUAUGGCAGAGACAAGUGAAAAAAUGCAGAUGAAAAAAGAAAUCACAUUACUAAAUGGAGUUUCUUUAAUUGUAGGGAACAUGAUUGGCUCUGGUAUAUUUGUAUCACCCCGAGGUGUUUUAAUGUAUAGUGCUUCCUAUGGACUCUCGCUGGUUAUCUGGGCACUUGGUGGGAUUUUUUCCCUGUUUGGAGCUUUGUGUUACGUUGAACUGGGAACAUCCAUCAUGAAAUCUGGAGGCAGUUAUGCCUAUAUUCUGGAGGCAUUUGGGGCCUUUGUGGCCUUCAUCCGACUCUGGUCUUCCUUGCUAAUUAUUGAACCAACAACUCAGGCCGUGAUAGCAAUCACAUUUGCUAACUAUAUUGUUCAGCCAAUUUUUCCCCACUGUGAGCCACCGUAUGAUGCAGUCAGGUUCAUUGCAGCUGCGUGUAUAUGUUCCUUAACAUUUAUUAACUGUGUUAAUGUAAAAUGGGGUACCCGUGUACAAGAUGUUUUCACAUAUGCAAAAGUCAUGGCUCUUAUCUUGGUGAUAUCUGUUGGCCUUUACAAAAUUGGCAAAGGGGAAAUCGAAAACCUGAGAGCUCCGUUUGAGGGCUCAGCAACAAGCCCAGGGAUGAUCGCCCUGGCUCUCUACUCUGCCCUCUUCUCCUACUCAGGAUGGGACACGCUCAACUAUGUCACCGAGGAAAUGCAGAAUCCUGAGAGGAACCUACCUCUUUCUAUUGCAAUUUCAAUGCCUGUUGUAACUAUUAUUUACUUAUUGACUAAUAUAGCAUACUAUGUAGUGUUGGACAUGUCAGCUCUCCUCACAAGUGAUGCGGUGGCUGUGACAUUUGGAGGUGAAACCCUUAGUCAUGCCAAGUGGAUAAUUCCUAUAGCAGUGGCCAUGUCUUGCUAUAGUGGCUUAAACUCAUCAAUUAUUGCAGCAUCUCGGCUUUUCUAUGCUGGAGCCAGAGAAGGACACCUCCCUGUCAGUCUGAGCUUGAUUCACAUAAAGUGCUUCACACCAGUCCCUGCUCUUCUGUUCAAUGGCUUAAUGACUUUGCUUUAUCUCCUUGUGGAAGAUGUUUUCCUCCUUAUUAAUUACUACUGCUUCAACUACUGGCUCUUUGUGGGUCUAUCUAUUGCAGGACUAAUAUAUCUGAGAUAUACUCAGCCACAUAGACCACGGCCUGUUAAACUUAGCCUCUUCUUCCCUAUAGUAUAUUGUUUGUGUUCCCUAUUCCUGAUUAUAGUGCCUCUCUACAGUGACACAAUCAAUUCCCUUAUUGGCAUUGGUAUUGCCCUCUCAGGCAUCCCUGCAUAUUAUUUGGGAGUCUACCUGCCAGUUGAAAAACGACCUAAAUGUCUACUUUGGCUCUCUGCUACAACGACGAAGUAUGUUCAGAUGCUCUUCUACUGUGCUCUGUCAGACCUGGACAUAGACGUGGAACCCAAAGCAGCUAAGAGCAAAUAGAGUUGCCUCAACACUGAGAAUUGUGCCUUGAACUCUCCUAUCUGGAUCAAUCUUUAUCAUCUGAAGUUCUCCCCAUAUUUUCAGUCAUACUAGAGCACUAACCACUGUACUGUGCAUCAGUUUGAUGUCAGUUAAAUUGUGAUGGUUUUAUAAAACACU
Lonchura striata (white-rumped munia) is the source of this 1767-nucleotide messenger RNA. The record is from RefSeq and is a predicted model, not a curated record. NCBI's taxonomy places the organism in Eukaryota, Metazoa, Chordata, Aves, Passeriformes, Estrildidae.